AUGGCCUCGGAGGCGGACCUGCGCGCCCGACUGCAGCGCGCCGGCCAGCAGCACCUCCUGCGCUUCUGCGCCGAGCUGGCGCCGGAGCCCCGCGCCGCGCUGCUGGCCCAACUCGAGGCCCUGGAGCCCGAGGCGCUGCGCCAGCACUGCCAGCGCGCGGCUGCCGCCUGCGCGCGUCCCCCGGGCCCGCCGCCCGACCUGGCUGCGCGGCUGCAGCCCCUACCUCCUGAGCGCGUGGGCAGCGCGAGCGAGGGUGACCCGCAGACCCGGCGGCUCUGGGAGGAGGAAGGUCUCCAUCAGAUCGCCCUGAACAAGGUGGCCGUGCUUCUGCUGGCCGGUGGGCAGGGCACCCGCCUGGGCGUGACCUACCCCAAGGGCAUGUAUCAGGUGGGGCUGCCCAGCCAGAAGACCCUGUACCAGCUGCAGGCAGAACGGAUCCGGCGGGUGGAGCAGCUGGCCGGCGAGCGCCACGGGACCCGCUGCACCGUGCCCUGGUACAUCAUGACCAGUGAGUUCACGCUGGGGCCCACGGCCAGGUUCUUCAAGGAGCAUGACUUUUUCCACUUGGAUCCCAACAACGUGAUCAUGUUUGAACAGCGCAUGCUGCCUGCUGUGACCUUCGAUGGCAGGGCCAUCCUGGAGAGGAAAGACAAGGUCGCCAUGGCGCCAGAUGGCAAUGGGGGCCUGUACAGCGCGCUGGAGGACCACCAGAUCCUAGAGGACAUGGAGCGGCGAGGAGUGGAGUUCGUGCACGUGUACUGUGUGGACAACAUCCUGGUGCGGCUGGCCGACCCGGUCUUCAUAGGCUUUUGCGUGCUGCGGGGCGCCGACUGCGGAGCCAAGGUGGUGGAGAAGGCGUAUCCUGAGGAGCCGGUGGGCGUGGUGUGCCAGGUGGACGGCGUCCCCCAGGUGGUGGAGUACAGCGAGAUCAGCCCCGAGGUGGCGCAGCUGCGCGCGCCAGGUGGGGGUCUGCUGUACAACGCAGGCAACAUCUGCAACCACUUCUUCACCCGAGACUUCCUCCGGAUGGUCACCAGGGAACUCGAGCACCUGCUGCAGCCACACGUGGCCGUGAAGAAGGUGCCCUGUGUGGACGAGCACGGGAACCCGGUGAAGCCGCUCCAGCCGAACGGGAUCAAGAUGGAGAAGUUCGUGUUCGACGUGCUCCCGUUUGCCAAGAACUUCGUGGCCUUCCAAGUGCUGCGGGAGGAGGAGUUCUCCCCCCUCAAGAACGCCGACUCGGCAGACAGGGACAGCCCCUCCACGUCCCGGCGGGCCCUGCUCGCCCAGCACUGCCGGUGGGCCCUGCGGGCGGGCGCCCGCUUCCUGGACGUGCACGGGGCCCAGCUUCCCGAGCAGCCCAGCCUGCCUGGCAGCACGGAGCCUCCGGCCAUCUGUGAGAUCUCACCCUUGGUGUCAUACGCUGGAGAGGGGCUGGAGGAGUACCUGCGAGGUCGCGAGUUCCGGCCCCCACUCAUCCUGGACGAGGCCAUGGCCAGGGAGCUGCAGCCCUGA
This is a messenger RNA of Rangifer tarandus platyrhynchus (Svalbard reindeer), 1515 nucleotides long. NCBI's taxonomy places the organism in Eukaryota, Metazoa, Chordata, Mammalia, Artiodactyla, Cervidae. The record is from the annotation of a GenBank genome assembly.